AUGAGCUGGACCGACCUGCCGGCCGAGCUCUUAACGGCGAUCGCCGACAGGAUCGGUAAGCACGACGACUUUGCGCGCUUCCGCACCGUGUGCCCGUCCUGGCGUUCGGCUUACGAGCUCCUACUUCCGGCGGCAUACUACGGCUCAGAGGAGCUCUGCAGGGCCUUCCGCACGGACCGGCGCCGGAUGCCCAUGAGCUGGGGGGACGUCACUGACAUCGGCGACAGUGCCGUGUUCGUCGACCACCUCCGCGCGUUCUGCGUCGAGGCCGAUGGGCUCAACGGGGUGCGGAGGAACUGCAUGUACGUCGCGAGCUCGUACGUGGACGCCGACAGGGAGGACGGGAGGUACAACGUCGGCGUGCUCAACUUGGCAGACCUCACAACCAAGCGUCUUGGGAUGGGUAACCUGAGGAACCCCUCGUCUACCGGUUGCUAUCAAUGGCCUUCUUGGUCCAUGCCCAAUCUGCUCUGA
Messenger RNA from Triticum aestivum (bread wheat), 474 nucleotides. RefSeq lists its product as uncharacterized. Gene Ontology annotation, molecular function: protein binding. The coding region runs from base 1 to 474 and encodes 157 amino acids. The transcript is spliced from 2 exons. NCBI's taxonomy places the organism in Eukaryota, Viridiplantae, Streptophyta, Magnoliopsida, Poales, Poaceae. The record is from RefSeq and is a predicted model, not a curated record.